Messenger RNA from Octopus bimaculoides (California two-spot octopus), 1109 nucleotides. RefSeq names its product checkpoint protein HUS1. Gene Ontology annotation, biological process: double-strand break repair via homologous recombination; mitotic DNA replication checkpoint signaling; meiotic DNA integrity checkpoint signaling. The record is from RefSeq and is a predicted model, not a curated record. Lineage: Eukaryota; Metazoa; Mollusca; Cephalopoda; Octopoda; Octopodidae. Gene Ontology annotation, cellular component: site of double-strand break; checkpoint clamp complex; nucleolus.
UAUACUGUAUAUCCUGUCCGUCCAUGUUGACAUGAGGUUCAGAGCGAAGUUGGUCGAUAUUGGCUCAAUACAGCACUUUACGCGUAUAAUUGCAACUAUCACACGGCUCUGCAAAACUUGUGUAUUACGGAUAACACUUGAGAAAUUUUAUUUCAUUAUCUUGGAGAAGGCUUUACAUGGUGGUGCCAAAGUAUGGUGUGAACUGUUUCAAGACCAUUUCUUUGAUGAAUAUAUGUUGGAUGGACUUUCUAAAGAUAAUGAUGAGAUAUUCUUAGAAAUAAAUCCUGAUAAUCUUCUAAAAGCACUAAAAACUGGUCAAAAUGCCAAAUGGAUCAAAAUUAAAUUGACCAAAAAACAAGUUCCUUGUUUAACACUUGAAGUUGAUUUGCCUACAGUUACUGGUCUGAGUCGCACUGUAGUCCAUGAUAUACCAGUCUCAGUGUUAGCAUUACGUCAUUGGGUAGACUAUGAUGAGCCAGAUGUACCUGACUUCGAUGUGAGUAUAAAUAUGCCUGCAUUGAAGCUUCUUCGCAAUGUUGUUGACAAAAUGAAGAGUCUUAGUAAUUUUGUGAUCGUUUCUGCAAACUAUGAUGGUAAAAUGAAGUUAACAGUGGAAACAGAUGUAGCAUCUGUUUGUACUUAUUUCAGGGAUUUGACAAACCCUAAAUGGAAGGACAAAAAUAGCGAUCUGAUCCAGUCCUCUUCCAAAGAUCCUUCUGAGUUCUCUGAAGUGAGAGUUGACCUCAAGAAAUUUGCUCAAUUUCUUAAUGGUCUACAAUUAAAUCCGUCACGUGUUAUAUGUAAUUUCAGUGAAGACCAAAUGAUACACAUUUUACUUCUUCAUGAUGAUGUAACUCUCCAGUAUUUUAUGCCAGCUGUAUCAGUCUAACUUUUGACUUUUAUGGAAACUUACUUUAUGGCGUAUGUGAACAGAGAAAGAUAAACAAAGUGGAUGUAUUUUGAUUCAUCCAUUCAAAGUAAAACAAUUUUUUUUAUUAUCACAAUUUCACAUUUGUUGGAAAUGUAUGGGUUUGUUUUUGCUUUUUAUAUAAUUACCCAUCUGUUAUAAUCAGUCACUAUCAUAAAACAGAAGGUAUGAUGCUGGAAAA